AUGGAUACCAUGUUUACCAAUGUCACCCUCAAACACCAACAGUUCAUCUCCGAUCAUCAAUCUUUCAACUCCACCCUCACAAGUUCCGGCAGUUCUGGAUCAUCUGCUCAUGAUCAUCAUCAGACCACCACUAACCACCAUCAUCAUCAACAAUGCUUCAUGGAAGAAGCUUCUUCUUCAUCCUUAAUGCAACAACCCCACUUCCAUUUCCACCACCAAUUUCCCACUUCCACCGCCACCGCCACCCAUGAUGUCUCUCUGGAGUUCCUCGCUUCAUUCUCUACCAACGGCUGGGCUUCUCAUGUGUUAUUGGAGGCGGCGCGUGCGGUGGCUGACAAGAACAGCUGCCGCCUGAACCAGCUGAUAUGGAUGCUUAAUGAGAUCAGCUCACCCUAUGGCGAUAUAGAUGAGAAGCUUUCGUCUUAUUUUCUUCAGGCGCUCUUCAGUCGCAUCACGGAUUCCGGUGACCGGAAUUACAGGAUUUUAUCGUCCAUUUCGGAGAAAAUGUGUACUUUCGAAACAACUAGAAAGUUGGUGCUGAAGUUUCAAGAAGUCAGCCCUUGGACGACGUUCGGACACGUAGCGUCCAACGGAGUUAUCAUGGAGGCGUUCGACGGGGAGACCAAAUUGCACAUAAUAGAUGUCAGCAACACCUACUGCACUCAGUGGCCGACUUUGUUGGAAGCCAUAGCCACCCGUACUACAGAGGAAACACCUCACCUACGUCUCACGACGGUGAUCUCCUCCACCCCCAAAUCUGACGGCAGCGACGGAAUAGAAAUGAUCAUGCGAGAAAUAGGGAAUCGGAUGGAAAAAUUCGCUAGGCUAAUGGGUGUACCGUUUAAAUUCAAUGUAAUACACCAUAUGGGCGAUUUAUCCGAUUUGAAUUUUAGUCAAUUGGAUAUCCAAUCUGAUGAAGCUCUUGCCAUUAACUUGAACGGUACGUUACGUUCCGUUAGUAAUCACCGUAGGGAUUAUUUGAUCUCGAUGUUUCGAAGUAUGAACCCUAAAAUCGUGAUGAUCGUUGAAGAAGAAGCUGAUUUGGAUGUGGGAAUUCAUGGGAUUGAAUUCUUGAGAGGGUUUCAAGAGUGUUUGAGAUGGUUUAGGGUUUACUUCGAGGCUCUUGAUGAAAGCUUCCCACAAACGAGUAACGAAAGGUUGAUGUUAGAGAGGGAGGCGGGGCGAGCUGUGAUGAACUUGGUGGCAUGCCCGCCGGCGAAUUCCGUGGAGAGGCGGGAAACGGCGGAUCGGUGGUCGUGUAGGCUUCGUGCAAGUGGGUUUAGCGGUGUUUCAUAUAGCGACGAAGGGUGCGACGAUGUGCGGGCACUGUUGAGGAGGUAUAAGGAAGGGUGGUCAAUGGGUCGGUCGGAAACGGGUGCCGGAAUAUUCUUGAUGCGGAAGGAAACAGCGGUGGUGUGGGCUAGUGCAUGGAAACCUAUAUGAUUGUGACUUCCACUAAAAGUAAUAG
This is a messenger RNA of Cynara cardunculus var. scolymus (artichoke), 1468 nucleotides long. RefSeq names its product protein SHORT-ROOT-like. Lineage: Eukaryota; Viridiplantae; Streptophyta; Magnoliopsida; Asterales; Asteraceae. Gene Ontology annotation, molecular function: sequence-specific DNA binding; DNA-binding transcription factor activity. Gene Ontology annotation, cellular component: nucleus. The transcript has a single exon. Gene Ontology annotation, biological process: regulation of DNA-templated transcription; radial pattern formation; leaf development. The record is from RefSeq and is a predicted model, not a curated record. Bases 1 to 1443 code for a protein of 480 amino acids.